This is a messenger RNA of Leptomonas pyrrhocoris, 1035 nucleotides long. RefSeq lists its product as hypothetical. Bases 301 to 1035 code for a protein of 244 amino acids. The transcript has a single exon. The record is from RefSeq and is a predicted model, not a curated record. Lineage: Eukaryota; Euglenozoa; Kinetoplastea; Trypanosomatida; Trypanosomatidae.
AGAAAUGUAUAUAUUGUAUUCUCCUGGAAACGAUGCAAAGCGACCAGGUGCGCUAAGUGAAAGCUCCAUGCGCAAAACGCUGAAACAUCUCAUUGUCUUACUUUUCUUAAAUUGUAGUUCAUAGAACGCUGGAAGAACUCCCAUUUUUCUUCGUUGCGUGCUCUUGGUGUCCUUCUUUCUUUCUAGUCCAGUUAGCCCAACCGCCUCGCAGCCUGUCUGCCUGGUAAUUUGGUCUUUCUCUUUGAAUAGCAUUAUAAAGAUUGCCCAAGAAGCCUUAUCGAUGUGCUUGUGCGCCAAAACAUGAGUCAAGGCCGACAAAAACAAAGCCACUGGGGUGAGGUCCUUGAAGAAGUGAUCGCGCAGCAGACCUUAGUUGAAUCGAUUUUGCACCCGGGAAAAAAAAGUUCCGGAGGCCGCACGUCUCUUUCGUUGACCACCUCAUCUUAUUCCCCACAACGACAUACUGACAUGAUGACACCGCAGCGUGAACGAUCUUCGAUGCGUGCAGCGUCUGGUGGUCAGCUCGCGCUGCUGUCGCCGAGUUUAGACGCUACCGGUGGCGAGGCGAGGUCUGCAGUCUCGCACUCUGGCAAUCUAGCUGACGCAGACCGAGAUGCGCCAAAGGACAUGGCUGAUGGCCACCGUGGUGGAUCAGCCGCGGAGAACGGGUCGAAGGUAGUUGAGGCACUCAUGGAAGCCUUGUCCACUUCUUCGUGGUCCAGCGACAGCAAUACCGCGUUGCCCACUGCGCCGGACGACGGCAUUCCUGUGCCACAGUUGCAACCAGCGCGUGUGGCGCCGCUUGAUCGUAUCACAACUCACGCACCUCCCCCGGAUUAUGAGGGCGAGGUUUCCGACAUGACCACUGCGCAGAGCGGCGCGCUGCAAGCCGUGGCGCUCUACGUGAGGGCCACGCAAAUAGUGGCACGCGAGUUUGCAGUACGACAACAGAUCAUGUUCAAUGAAUUUACUGCUGUGACGGAGCUCAUUUCGCUCUUUGUAUGUCGUAUGUCCCAGAAUUUCAUGAGAAGCUGA